GUACCCUUACCUACGUUACGAAACCCUUUAAAAAGAUACAAAAAAAAAUAAAAUAAGUCUUUAUUGCUGCUUAAACUUACAAACAUUAACAUCAAUUAGCUAACUACCUAUAAUACUUUACAAAUGUUUCAUCUUACUUAUAUCUUCGUAUACCGGCGUUCGGUAUAAAAACAGCUUGUCUUUCGACAUAGGCCUACUCCAAAGAUUUCCAUUUUUCUCUGCUUUUGCUACUCGAAUCCAUUCUGGACUAGCCUCCUUUUUGUGUGUCAUCCUCCCAUCUUUUAGUUUGUCGCCCUCUGUUUCUUUAUCGUCUCAAAAAAAUACAAUACCUAUUACUAAACAGAACACCUUAUUUCUAAGUAAAAUUUGCACUCCAUUCAUUGGAAACCACUACUCUGUUACAUCAGUUACACAUUUAUGUUUCCAUAAAUCUGACGUCAAAAUUCAAUAUAAAAGCCUCGAUAUCCUUGAAAGUCGACAACGCGAUGACUAUUAAGAGACUUAGCUGAGAGUUUUUCGAAACAGAGUACACUUUUGUAUCGCCUUUCGCCUUUCUAUGUCAGUGUUACGCUGAAAAACUUUAACGGGGAACUGUACGGACACGAAUACGCUUUUAGAGGCAAUAGCUGCUCCAAUGCAUCCGACCGAUGUGGCUGGAAUACUGUAUACACCCGCCACGGUUUACUUUCCAACUGCCAGAGAAAUUGGGAUUAACUGUGUGCUUCGUACUCCUAAUAAGCAUAGAAGAGAUUAAUUCAACCAAAAACGAUAAUACAACACAGCUAGAAGAAAAAUCAAAGCCCUUAGAAAAAUUAAUUUUAAAAGAAAAUGAACCUGCAGACGCUAGUCAUAAAGAAGAUCAUAGAGACGAUGUAACACGAGUGAAGCGACAGUAUUAUGAUCCGUAUUACGAUCCGUACUAUAGGAGACGAGUUCCCGUUGCAGUUCCAGUACCAAUAAUCAUCGGUGGUGGUGGAUUUGGUGGCUUCGGUAGAGGCUUCGGUAGAGGUUUUGGUGGACGUGGAUUUGGAGGCCGUGGAUUCGGAGGCCGUGGCUUCGGUGGUAGAGGAUUUGGGGGCAGAGGAUUCGGUGGUAGAGGAUUUGGCGGAUUUGGAGGACGCGGAGGAUUCGGUGGAUUUGGGGGUAGAGGAGGCCGAGGAUAAACUAUUUCCACUUGUUAAUAGAUUUAUUUUAAAUGGACUGUUACUUUUUAUAGAUUUUUAAUAAAAUAAACC
Messenger RNA from Spodoptera litura, 1235 nucleotides. The record is from RefSeq and is a predicted model, not a curated record. Lineage: Eukaryota; Metazoa; Arthropoda; Insecta; Lepidoptera; Noctuidae.